This is a messenger RNA of Adineta ricciae, 333 nucleotides long. The record is from the annotation of a GenBank genome assembly. NCBI's taxonomy places the organism in Eukaryota, Metazoa, Rotifera, Eurotatoria, Adinetida, Adinetidae.
AUGGCACAAACUCCGGACAACGAUCCAAAUUCCAUGGCUGCAGCGAUCAUUAACAAUAACGGUAUUAAUAAUAACAUUGAGAGUGAUCCUGACUCCUUGUCAACGCAUUCGCGUACAUCAUACGACUUGAAUUAUAAUUCCGAAGAAGAAGAAGAAAAACAACGUUUGAUCAAUCAAGUGUUGACAUUGCAAAAAACUCUUGACGAUCUUUCGCAUCGCGUUGAUAAUGUCAAAGAAGAAAACUUCAAAUUACGUUCAGAAAAUCAAGUUUUAGGACAAUAUAUCGAAAACCUAAUGGCGGCAUCGAAUGUUUUCCAAAUGACAAACAAAUAA